Molecule: messenger RNA, 4672 nt
Organism: Eriocheir sinensis (Chinese mitten crab)
Lineage: Eukaryota; Metazoa; Arthropoda; Malacostraca; Decapoda; Varunidae
Product: rho GTPase-activating protein 17-like
Exons: 9
Coding region: 776-2653 (625 amino acids)
Source: RefSeq, a predicted model, not a curated record
UUCGUUUCCCGCCUACUUAUUGUGGAAAAAAAGAAACUGGCAACCGAUACUUGAAACCUUUAAAGCGAAGCAGAGCGGACGUGCUUGUGCUCCUGGAUGCUAAUAUAGACACAGUUACACGCACAGACUGGAUCAGAAACCAUUGAAAAUAAAACCCUAAGUGUAACGAAAAGUGCGCUCUGAGAAAUAAACAAGCAUAUCAAGCGAAAUAGAUAGUGCAAAUUGUAUGUAACAGCGUAUAAAAUUAUAAAACGGGAACAAAAUAGAGGAAAAAAUAAAGAGACUGGAAGAGGGUCACGUCUCAAAGCUGUCAAAAAGGAUCAUCAUAAACGCCAAAAUAGGAACCAUAACCACGCCCCGUCAAUCUAUAGAGACCAUAAACACGGAAUCUGAGGAUGGAAGUGUUACGACCAUUACGACCCUAGAGGAGGAGGAGGAGGAGGAGGAGGAAGUCGAAGAAGAGUCAAGCAUUAGCCUAGACGUGGAGAGCGAAAGCACACUCACCCCAGAGCCGGACAAGGAAAUCAAAACCAACCUAACUUUCGAAAUAGGGAAAAUAACACCUCCACCACCCUCACCAACACCACCACACAAUCAGAGCUCACGAGAGAACAUCAACGCGGGGAUCGAAAAUGCAGCCACAAACCUCACGGACUUAGAGAAGGAUAUAACACUGCAGAUACUGAGAAACCAAGACUUCCUGACCGUGCUUGAGAAGAACAUAAGCCUCGUUAAAGAUCAGCUCUAUCACUUGGUUGACCAGACGAAGAGCAAGAUGCCGGCCCAGGAUUUCCAAGAUCUUCCUCGCGCCAUCCAAGAAGAGGAACACGCGACCUUGUUCAGGAUGGAGGAACACGACGAAGCACAUAGUAAACUGAUUUCCACGUACGCGACUCCCGAGCACCCCGACGUCUCCCAGUCUACCGGCGUUAGCCCUUCCAAGCCUCCGUUUUCCUUCGCCUCCAAACACGCAGCGAAUAAAUUAUUUGGCAAAGACAGAAAGAGAUCGUUGUCGCUCCCGCUGCUCUCCGGUGUUAAACACGAGGCGGGCAUGAUGGCAACCCUGGGCGCCCAGUACCCCUCGGCUGGCGGCGGCAACAUGUCUGCCAGCAGUGGAGUGUCCCGCCUUGGGAUGAUGCAGGCGCGGCUCCGUGAGCAGCUCAUGUUGGACAAGGAGUCACGGCUGCUGCAGAUGGCGGCGCGGAGGGAGGAGGAGCAGGAGGGCACCAUCAAGAGGGUCACCAAGUCCUCGGCCUCCACGCUCUCCUCCUCCCUCUCCUCGCUCUCGUCGCUCAACUCGUCCUUCGGAGGCCAGGGACGCGUCAGGAAACUGUUCCAGGAGCGGCGCACCAACGGCUUCGGCACCAGCCCCGUCGGCCGCGACAAGAGCUACCCACUGGACCCAGUCAGGAACGGCGGCGGCGGCAAUGUCGGUGCGGGCGGGCGGCCUCCCGUGAAGCCGGUAAAGGGCGUGGUGCGGACUCGCGGCGUGAGUGUGGACCGCGGUAAGGCGAACUAUGACCCCGAGGCGAUGCGUCGCUCCCGCAGCCACGCAGCCUUCCAAAACAGCGUCAACAACAACAACAUCAACAGCAACGCCUUCAGCAACUCCAACAGCAGUUACGCCGGCGGGGAGCCAAGGUCCCCGGCACGCGCCCUCAGACCCCCGGCGGGCCGCUCGCUACAACAUCACAAGUCCACGUCCUCGCUGCUCGACGCCAACCAAAACUACAACGGGCGCCUCAGCAGCAGCAGUAGCGGCGUGUACAGCCGCGGGCCCUCCAGGGACCCCUCCCCCGCACCCUCGCCCUCGCCCUCAAACCUCAAUCGCUUUGGCUUCCGCGGCCCGCCCUCCCGAGGCGCCUCGCCCGCUCCCCCGCCCGCCCUCACCUCACCCGUCCGCACCACGCCCCCGCCCACCACCACCAGGGCCUCCACCAGACCCCAGCCUCCCCCCAGACAGCGGCCGUCGCCCCCGCCCCGCCAGCCCCCACGACAGACCCGCCCCGUCAGGCAGCCCUCGCCUCCUGACGAAGACGACGCCGACUCCGCCUUCUCCAACGAGAACGACACCUCUUCCAAGAGCAAGGCACGCUUUGAAGGUCCGCCCAUCACGCAGGUAAGAAGCUUCCGCGCCUCCCCCUCCACGGCACCCGCCAAGCCCCUCAAAGCCACCAAACCCGCCCCGGCACCCAAGCCCACCAAGUCCUCCACCCCAGCGGCGCCGCGCCCCAAGCCUGUGCCCGGCCUCGCGAGCUGCAAGAUUUGUGGCCGAAACUUUGCUCCAGACCGCAUCGAGAAGCAUGAGACCAUCUGCUCCAAGUCAAAAAACAAGGCCAAAAAGCGCAAGGUGUUCGAUCCCGUUAAGAUGCGGACGAAGGGGACGGAGGCAGAGAAGUUUGUGGCGAAGGGGAAACACCUCCAGGACAAGCCAGUGCCGAAGAAGAAGGACUGGAAGAAGCAACACGAGGACUUCAUCGCCACCAUACGCGCGGCGAAGGCAGGCACGGAGGCGCCGCCCGUGGACAACUCAGACUACGUGGAAUGCCCUCACUGCCUACGCAAGUUCUCCGAGGUGGUGGCAGACAGACACAUCCCCAAGUGCGCCAAUAUAACCAGCAACAAGGCUCCGGCGAUGAGGAGGAGGCGGUAGACAGGCAGAAAAGGGGGGUUGGUGACGCCUGGGAAGGAAGAUUUUAGAAUGACGUGUCUGAUUGCACAAAUGUAAAUAAUGUAAGGGCUACAACAUGCGUAAAACGAAGGGUAAACGGAUAACGAAAGGGAAAUCGUCUCGGGAAGUAGAGAAUGAACUAGUUAAGAUAAUUAUAGAGGCUGAUUGGCAGGUUUUCAUUGUCUAACACAUAUGUGGAGUUAAGCUGAUGGCUACGAUAUGCAUGUUACUUGUUAGCGAAAAGAGAGAUCGAGGGAGCCGGGACUAGUGAAUGUGCAGGGAAGGAAGGAGGGAAGGAAGGAGCGAUAGUUACAGUUGAUUAUUUGGCAGAUUCUCGGGAUUUCAUUGUCUUACGGACACGUGGUGGCAACUAAAGGCAAAAAAAUAUAAUGAAGAGAGAUAGAUGACGAAAGUAAACUUGUGAAGACUCGCAAGAAAGGAAGGAAGAAGAGAAGAGGCUGUUCAGACGGCAGCUUUGAGGGUUUAGCAGUCUUGUGCAACAAUGGAGGUGAAUUAUACGUAUAAAUGUUUACUAGAUACGUAAUGCGAAGCGGAAAAAGAGAAAGGAAAAGUCCAGGAAAUUCGGAUGCUCAGUAACCAGCCAAUAGUUUACUGUCAGUCAUAAUCUGCUUAUGUUGAAUGAAACAUAAAUGACCAAUUAGCUGGCCGUCUUGCCCAAGGAGUCUUACCUCAUAAAGCUGGAGAAGUGGACAGCUUUAUGCAGGAGUCAAUAUCAUGAUCCACUGAGGUACUGAAAGGGUCAGACCAGGGAUCAGAUAGUAUAUAUUUUGUGUGAUUAUAGAGUAGAUAAUGUGUUGGGUUUAAAAAAAUGUACGAUCUCCAAUCCACUUAUUUUCAUGUUACUGCAGAGGAAUCAGUGUUACUCUGCGUGGAAGGAAGGAAGGAAGCUCAUGACUCCGUAGAGGAUUACGUAGUUGUUAUUUCCGUGGGUUAAACAUUUAGGGCAAACAUGUGAUAUAUUAAUGUUUCACGACCUUGUAGCUCUGACCAUAACAGGGGAGCCAAGACCACAUUCCCCGAGUUGUCUGCGGGAGUGUCCAAGUCUCCUAAACGGCAGGACCAACGCGUUUACUGUGACCAAUUUAUUAGUGUUGUUAGUGGCUCGGUGCUGCCAUCUGUGGGUCUGCCUCGCUGCCACGACUCCUGUUUAUAGCUUCUGAAUGGGAUGUUUUGUAACUAGACCAAUAUUUCCUAACCUACCGUGUGUGUGUGUGUGUGUGUGUGUGUGUGUGUGUGUGUGUGUGUGUGUGUGUGUGUGUUGAAAGGUUGACGACUGUGUACGUCUUAUAUAAUGUAAACAUUCCUGGCCGGUGCAUUCAUAUUAACUUAACCCACAUCUACAUAUUCUGCUUCGUGCAGUUGUAUGUCCUUAUUUUGUGCUUUUAAUAACCGCCUCCGGUUGAAUAAGUUUAACAGAUACAUAGGCUCCACCCUGUACAUAGUGAAAUGGACAAGAUGGACACUCCCCUGUUAUUGGAAGCAAAUCUGAAGGAAGCAGUCAAUUCAAACAUUACCGCAUCAGGAGUCUCGUUAAUUUGUAGUUGUUUGGUUUAGGGGAGAGAGGGUUGUCAGGGGUCAGCGGGGUUAUGCUCGCCUACACGAGGUGGCUACACUAUUUUCUUACUCCUGUGUUGAAAGCCGAGGACCGUCUGUGAUACUACUUCAGAAAUGACUAGUGUAGAGGGGUAGCUGCCUUGAUGGGCGAUAGCACGGUGGUGACUAGCAACACCAGACCUUCUGGCAACUACCCAUAAGGCAUUACUCCAGCGCUACCAAGGCUCUGAUGGGGGAAGGGUCCGUGCCUAACGAUGGAUCACCUGACAAUCCAAACUGGUAAUCUAGACUAAGAAAAAAACAAUCAAGGAGAGUUUGACGGAACGAAAGGAAGGUCAACAUGCUACUUUGGGUUCUGACCUCAUGUAAGGGAAAUGCUACUAUUUAGUGUAACAACUGGCGUUUUGCAAUAAAAUGAAAAAGUAA